Messenger RNA from Poecile atricapillus (Black-capped chickadee), 2008 nucleotides. RefSeq names its product NK6 homeobox 1 (gene NKX6-1). Gene Ontology annotation, cellular component: nucleus. The record is from RefSeq and is a predicted model, not a curated record. Gene Ontology annotation, molecular function: DNA-binding transcription factor activity, RNA polymerase II-specific; RNA polymerase II cis-regulatory region sequence-specific DNA binding. The transcript has 3 exons. Gene Ontology annotation, biological process: regulation of transcription by RNA polymerase II; cell differentiation. Lineage: Eukaryota; Metazoa; Chordata; Aves; Passeriformes; Paridae. Bases 454 to 1488 code for a protein of 344 amino acids.
GCAGGGAGCGGGGCGGCGCGGCAGUGCGCCCUGAGCCGCGCCCGCAGCCCCGACAGCAGCCAGCGGGAACCGCGCUGGGAGGGAUGCGGGGCGCCGGGGAGGAGGCAGGGGCGGCGAGCGCGGCCCCCGCGCCGCUGUGAGCCCCCGGCGGGCAGCGGGAGCGGCGGUACCUCCGUGUAGGCGCACGGCCUCUGCGCGGACAGACGCAUACAGCCGCCGUCCGACAGCAGCGCCGCUUUCCGCCCCGAGAGCGUCCUCCGAGGCGCAGCCCCGAUGCCCGGCGGGACGGCGGGGCCGCCGCUCGGGUGCGUAGCUCCCCGCUAGAGGCGGCGGCCCCCGCGGGCUGGAUGCUCGUCGCCGGUGCGGGCGGCACCCCCGGGCCGGCCGCCGGGGCCCCGCGGCGCUAGGGGCCGUCCGGGCCCCCCGCCCCGGGCCGGCGGCGGCGGCGCGGGGAUGCUGGCGCUGGGGCAGAUGGACGGCGCGCCCCGGCAGGGCGCCUUCCUGCUGGGCAGCCCGCCGCUGGCCGCCCUGCACAGCAUGGCCGAGAUGAAGGCGCCGCUGUAUUCCGCGUACCCCCUGCCCGCCGGGCCCGCCUCCUCCUCCUCCGCCUCCGCCUCGCCAGCCUCCGCCUCUCCCUCGCCGCCGCUCGGCUCCCCCGGCCUCAAGGCGCCCGCCGCCUCCGCCGCCGCCGCGGGCGGGCUCUCGGCGCUGGGCACGGCCCCGCCGCAGCUCUCGGCCGCCACCCCACACGGCAUCAACGACAUCCUCAGCCGACCCUCCAUGCCCCUGCCGGGCGCCGCGCUCGCCUCCGCCUCGCCCUCCGCUUCCUCGGCGGCGCCCGCCGGGCUGCUGGCCGGGCUGCCCCGCUUCGGCAGCCUCAGCCCGCCGCCGCCGCCGCCGCCCGCCCUCUACUUCAGCCCUGGGGCCGCCGCCGCCGCCGCCGCCGUGGCCGCCGGGCGCUACCCCAAGCCGCUGGCCGAGCUGCCCGGCCGGACGCCCAUCUUCUGGCCGGGGGUAAUGCAGACCCCACCCUGGAGGGAUGCCCGCCUCGCCUGCGCCCCCCAUCAAGGCUCAAUUUUGCUGGAUAAGGACGGAAAGAGAAAACAUACAAGACCCACUUUUUCUGGCCAGCAGAUUUUCGCUCUGGAAAAGACUUUCGAACAGACGAAAUACCUGGCGGGCCCGGAGCGAGCCCGGCUGGCCUAUUCCCUGGGGAUGACGGAGAGCCAAGUCAAGGUCUGGUUCCAGAACCGACGGACCAAGUGGCGGAAGAAGCACGCGGCGGAGAUGGCGACCGCAAAGAAGAAGCAGGACUCGGAGACGGAGCGGCUGAAGGGCUCCUCGGAGAACGAGGAGGAGGACGACGACUACAAUAAGCCCCUGGACCCCAAUUCGGACGACGAGAAGAUAACGCAGCUCCUGAAGAAACACAAGCCGGGGGGCGGCGGGCUGUUGCUGCAUCCCCCGGAAGGGGAGGCCUCCGUCUAGCCCGCUUCGCCCGCCGCCGCUUUCGGAGAUGUACAGAUCUAUUUUUCUAGACUCUACGCGCCCGGGAGGAGGAGGAGGAGACGCCGGAGGGGGAGCAGAGAGGACUGCGGGCAGCGGGCCCCGGCGGGCGCGCCCGGUCCCCGGCGCCGCGUGUUGUUGUAGGGUGGCGGGCGGAGGGGAGCGGCGGGGGCUGCCCUGACCCCCGGCCCCGCUCCCGGCCGUGCGGCGGCCGCGUCUUUGCCGGCUCUUUGUAAAUAAACCGUGAGUCACCGCGACCAUAGGCGUUCCUUACUGUGAAUAUUUAAAAUGUAAAAUACCUUCUUUUUUUUGUACAGCGGGGGCCGGGGGCGCAGCCGCCCCGCCCGCCCCUGGCAGCAGCGGGGGCACCGCAGGAGCCCCCGAGACGGCGGCAGCGGCACCGCCGAGGAAAAAGCCGCCGUGGUCGCCAGCGGUUCCUCCCGCGGGCCGAAACUGCGGCGGCCCCACGUGCUAUUUAUUAGUAUUUUUGAAACACUUUCUG